GAUCUACAUACUUUCUCUUCCGCUUGGUUUCUGAAUAAGAACCAAAAUGGUACAACGACUGACCUACCGACGACGUUUGUCGUACAACACAAAGAGCAACAGGAGACGAGUAGUUCGUACUCCUGGUGGAAAAUUAGUAUAUCAGUAUCUGAAGAAACCGAAAAAGAUCCCGAGAUGUGGUCAGUGCAAAGAUAAAUUGAGGGGCAUCCAACCGGCUAGACCCAUGGAAAGGUCACGUAUGUGCAGGCGCAAGAAGACUGUUAAACGUGUGUACGGCGGUGUACUUUGUCACAAGUGUGUCAAAGAAAGAAUCGUCCGGGCUUUUCUAAUCGAGGAACAGAAGAUUGUCGUAAAGGUAAUGAAAGCCCAAGCAUCUGCAAAGUCGAAGAAAGUAGAAAAGUAAUUUGCUUUUUUAUUCAUUAAAUAUAGAUAUAUUUAAAAGAAA
Ceratina calcarata is the source of this 445-nucleotide messenger RNA. Its product is annotated as 60S ribosomal protein L34. Lineage: Eukaryota; Metazoa; Arthropoda; Insecta; Hymenoptera; Apidae. Gene Ontology annotation, molecular function: structural constituent of ribosome. Bases 47 to 403 code for a protein of 118 amino acids. Gene Ontology annotation, biological process: translation. Gene Ontology annotation, cellular component: ribosome. The record is from RefSeq and is a predicted model, not a curated record. The transcript is spliced from 4 exons.